AUGGUCAAGUUAGUAGUCUUGGUUUUGAAGGGUAGGGAGUUGAUCUUGCCUGCAAAUCAAAUCAUUGUUUUGGUCCUUUAUGAGUUUUUUUCGGUCCUUUUGUAUGGCUGGAGGAAACAAAAAUUGUGUUAUUUUGUCUGUUUUAUUUUCGAGAAAGGCAAUUCCACAGCCUUGAGCAACAAUAUUAUAUACUUCAAGAUUGCCGGAGCUUUAGUUUUACUCGUGAAUUUGCACACUGUGAAGGAGUUCGCUGCAGAUGAUCAAAACAUACAACUAGAUCAAAAUGUUGCAUUUGCACUCAUACUUUCUCUAAUUGAAAAUUACGGUGGUUUUACAGCGCCAACGGGGACAGAAAAUUACCGAUUAAAUAACAAUGAUUUCGCCGUUGCCGCUGCUAGUGCAUCAUUUUCCACUGCUGCCGCUGUAAUUUCCGCUGUUGAGCCGGUUGAGUCGAUCGCCGCUGAUGAAGAAGAUGGAUCUCUAACUUACGUUUUUGUUAUAUUGACAAAUUUCUUAUUUGUAUGUUGUCGAUUGAUGGCUGCUAAAUUUACAGAACAUUCAAAAGAUGGGUAUGAUAUUGGAGCUGCUCUUUUCGCUGCCAUAAAAUUAAUUUGGAACAAUUUUGAGGAAAUUUCUCUUAGCUUUCUUAGAGUUCUUGAACUGCAUGAAAUAUGUUUUCGGCGCACGGUUAAGGUCUCUGCUGUUCUCUGUUUGAUUGUGAUGAGCUCUACUAACUUAGAGAAGGUUGUGAUUGAAUUUGUUGCAGCUAGGAAUGAACCGAUUUCUUUUUUUGAGGAAGAUUUUGACGAAGAUCAAGACCUCUUAGAUAAUAAACUUUUGAAAGUAGAAGACCUCGUAGAUAUUGAACUGAAAAAGCGUCGAGUGGUGAAGAUGGUGCUCCCAGACACACAAGAAGUAGAACCUGAAUUGGAAUUUAUCGAGUUCCUAUUGGCUGAAUCGGUAAUACGAAAAAAGAUGUUUAUUCAGCCUGACCGAGAAAUAGUUGCCGAGGAAGGAUUGAAGAUUUUGAAAGAUAUAACCCAAUUUGAACGUUCAUCAAAGAAAGCAAAAAUUGGUGUUAGGCUAUUUCUAAAUUUGGACAUAAUAUGUUUAGAAAUUCCAUAUUCAGGAGCAAUACCCGUCCCAAGAAAAUGUCUGUUCAUCAUUCGAAAUUUAGAUAGAAUCAAUGACUUAGCAGAAAAUAUCGGUGAGAAUAUAUUUACGUGUUUGCCAAUUCGAGAUGCAGUAAGAACUAGGUUCGUUCUAGAGAGGCUUCCAUCCUUUCUCAACCUCCUACACCAUUUUAUUAUUGAUAGAUUACCGACUUUAUGUGGUAGCUCAAGUUGGGGCACAGGCCCAGAUCAAGAUGAGUAUCAUUCUCCGAACACUUUUGUUCCCAAUUUUCAAACUCUACUUCUCCGGUUCUCCCUUACAAGUUACAAUAACUUCACAACACACUUAAAAUCAGAAGUUUGUCAAAAAAAAAAAGCAGCAAAAAGAAGGGAAAAAUUUAAGACUAUGGAUAGCCAAUCGGUUAAAAGGAUUGAGAACAGCUCGACAUCGGAUAGAAUCGGUAACUUGCCGAGCCACAUCAUAGAAAAUAUUCUAAUCUAUUUGCCCAUUCAUGAAGCAGUUAGGACUAGUAUCUUGUCCAAGAAUUGGAGAUUCAAGUGGAGAUUCCUCCCCAAAUUGGUGUUUGAUAAAACUUUUUAUCACAAGUCAGUAACACCCUCUACUGGUAAACGUAGCAUUAAUAAAUUCUUCCUCAAUAUCUUUAGAGUCUUAUUACUUCACCAUGGACCCAUCUUGAAUUUUACUUUUGAUGUUUCGCGGAAAACCUAUCCGGAGAUUGACCAGCUCAUGCUUUACCUGAGCGAGAAAGAUGUUCAUGAAAUUUUACUUGACUUUGGAGAUUGUGGUUAUAGAGUGCCAUCAUUUCUGUUCGCAUGUGCCACAUUAAGGCGCUUGACUGUGUCCAUGUGUUUGUUCACAGUUCCUUUGGUAUUUCAAGGAUUUGUUAGCUUGAUCUCUCUUACCUUUAAGUCAGUUUGUUUCAAAACAAUUGAAUUUGAAACUUUCAUCUCCAAAUGCCCAUUACUUGAAAGACUCUCAAUAAAAAAUUGUUAUCAUAUUGAUAACCUCGAUGUUGACAUUCCUUACCUUAAGUUCUUCGAGUUCAUUGGGGUUUUUCGGUGUAUUCAUUUCAGAAAACCUUGUCAUCAUCUUUCAGUAGUUAUAUUUGAUAGUCCCAUAUAUAGAGUGAGUGGUUCCGCACACUUUAGCUCUGUACCUACGAAGCUUUUAGAAUGUCUGCCUGCUGUAGAGCACUUGCAUCUCGGAUAUGAAUUUAUGGAACACCCGACAGUUGGAGCAAUGUCGAGGAAACUUUCUCUUGGCUGUCUUAGAGUUCUUGAACUGCCCAACAUAUGUUUUCGGAUUACGGUUGAGCUCUCUGCUGUUCUCUAUUUGAUUGCGAUCAGCUCUCCUAACUUAGAGAAGCUUGAGAUUGGGUUUGUUGCAGCUAAGGAGGAUACAAAUUAUCUUUCUAAUAAACUUUCAAAAGAUGACGAACUCUUAAAAUUGGAAGACCUCGUAGAUAAUGAACUGAAAAAGCUUCGAGUGGUGAAGCUGAAGCUACCACACAGAAAAGAAGUAAAACCUGAAAUGAAAUUUAUCGGGUUUCUAUUGGCUGAAUCCGUAGUACUUGAAAAGAUGUAUAUACAGCCUGCAAAAAGAACAGUUGCUGAGGAAGGGCUUGAGAUUUUGAAAGAGAUAACUCAAUUUGAACGUUCAUCAAAGAAAGCAAAAAUUAUAUACUUAGAUCCCUGAUGAAUAAUGAUGAUGGUGAAUGUUGAUAUACUAUUGAAGCUUAGCUAGGAUGUUAUGUUAGGGCUAUUUCUCAAGUUGGAGAUAUAAUUUGUUUAACAAAUUCCAUUUUCAGGGUGAUUUUAAAGUAUCUUCAAAUUGAGGGUGAAACUUUACUUUAUUUGCCGAGCAUUAAAUUUUAACUUUCUAAUGAAAA
This is a messenger RNA of Mercurialis annua (annual mercury), 3022 nucleotides long. RefSeq lists its product as uncharacterized. Bases 1 to 2829 code for a protein of 942 amino acids. The transcript has 16 exons. The record is from RefSeq and is a predicted model, not a curated record. Gene Ontology annotation, molecular function: protein binding. NCBI's taxonomy places the organism in Eukaryota, Viridiplantae, Streptophyta, Magnoliopsida, Malpighiales, Euphorbiaceae.